Lutra lutra (Eurasian river otter) is the source of this 1545-nucleotide messenger RNA. It is a transcript of the gene GTF2H2, whose product is annotated as general transcription factor IIH subunit 2. NCBI's taxonomy places the organism in Eukaryota, Metazoa, Chordata, Mammalia, Carnivora, Mustelidae. Gene Ontology annotation, cellular component: transcription factor TFIIH core complex; transcription factor TFIIH holo complex. The transcript is spliced from 16 exons. The coding region runs from base 128 to 1315 and encodes 395 amino acids. Gene Ontology annotation, molecular function: zinc ion binding. The record is from RefSeq and is a predicted model, not a curated record. Gene Ontology annotation, biological process: DNA-templated transcription; nucleotide-excision repair; regulation of transcription by RNA polymerase II.
UUCGGCAGAGGCCUCGGCGCAGACUGGGCGGAGCUUCCGGGUAGAGCGGCGUCCUACGAAACCGGUGAGUGCGCGGGUAGAGGUCCUCGCGGAGCCAAGGAUAUUGAAUAAUACAUUAAAGGGAAAAAUGGAUGAAGAACCUGAAAGAACUAAGCGAUGGGAAGGAGGCUAUGAAAGGACGUGGGAGAUUCUUAAAGAAGAUGAAUCGGGAUCACUUAAAGCUACGAUAGAAGACAUUCUCUUCAAAGCAAAGAGAAAAAGAGUAUUUGAGCACCAUGGACAAGUUCGACUUGGAAUGAUGCGUCAUCUUUAUGUGGUAGUAGAUGGAUCAAGAACAAUGGAAGACCAAGACUUAAAGCCAAAUAGACUGACUUGUACUUUAAAGUUGUUGGAAUACUUCGUAGAAGAAUAUUUUGAUCAAAAUCCUAUUAGUCAGAUUGGAAUAAUUGUAACAAAGAGUAAAAGAGCUGAAAAACUGACUGAACUCUCAGGAAACCCAAGGAAACAUAUAACAUCUUUGAAGAAAGCUGUAGAUAUGACCUGCCAUGGAGAACCAUCUCUCUAUAACUCCUUAAGCAUGGCUAUGCAAACUCUAAAACACAUGCCUGGACAUACAAGUAGAGAAGUCCUAAUCAUCUUUAGCAGCCUCACAACUUGUGAUCCAUCUAAUAUCUAUGAUCUAAUCAAGACCCUAAAGGCAGCUAAAAUAAGAGUGUCUGUUAUCGGAUUGUCUGCAGAGGUUCGGGUUUGCACUGUACUUGCUCGUGAAACUGGUGGCACAUACCAUGUUAUUUUAGAUGAAAGCCAUUACAAAGAAUUGCUGACACAUCAUGUUAGUCCUCCACCUGCUAGCUCAAGUUCUGAAUGUUCACUUAUUCGCAUGGGAUUUCCUCAGCAUACCAUUGCUUCUCUGUCUGAUCAAGACGCAAAACCCUCUUUCAGCAUGGCGCACUUGGAUAGCAACACUGAGCCAGGACUUACAUUAGGAGGAUACUUCUGCCCACAGUGUCGGGCCAAGUACUGUGAGCUUCCAGUUGAAUGUAAAAUCUGUGGUCUCACUUUGGUGUCUGCUCCACAUUUGGCUCGGUCCUACCAUCAUUUAUUUCCUUUGGAUGCUUUUCAAGAAAUUCCUCUAGAAGAACAUAAUGGAGAAAAAUUUUGUUAUGGAUGUCAGGGGGAAUUGAAAGACCAACAUGUCUAUGUUUGUGCUGUGUGCCAAAAUGUUUUCUGUGUGGACUGUGAUGUUUUUGUUCACGACUCUCUUCAUUGUUGUCCUGGCUGUAUUCAUAAGAUUCCAACUUCCUCAAAUAUUUGAUUCUAGCAUUUGGUACACAUUAUAUGUGUUAAAAGGACAUUUGCAAUUGUUAAUAAAAUGAUUCUUCAGAAGAAACUCCAGUUAAAAUGUGAAGACUAGUUUGAAAGGAAAAUCUGACUUAAACUUUUUGCUAAGAAAAUGUAGGAUUGGGGCGCCUGGCUUGGUCAUUUGGAAGAGCAUGAGACCCUUGAUCUCAGGGUUAUGAGUUCGAGCGCCACGAUGAAUUGCUU